AUAUACGCAGUACAAACACUGCUUGAGCCAGCGCCUACGCCGGCAACACUUUCAUCACGACCAGAGUACUUUACAAGGAAUGCGGCCGUUCUGCCUCCUCGUCGUCGGUGCGUUCCUGCUGCUCCGAUGGCCGCCGUUGAGCCUUGGUUGGGCGCAGGUGGCCAGGACCAUCACCGUGGAUCAGAAUGGAGGAGGGGACUACAGGACGGUGCAGUCGGCGGUGAACGCCGUGCCGGACGGCAACAGACAGUGGGUCAGGAUCUACGUCAAGCAAGGGAGCUACAGGGAGAAGGUGACAAUUCCAAGCCAGAAAGGCUUCAUCUUGCUCCAAGGUGACGGCUCCUUCAAAACGGACAUCAACUUGGACGGGCACGGCGACGGUACUGACGCGCCCGGCAUGGCCCCGAUCACGGGCCGGCACGACCGCAACCUCACCAACAUCUCGCCGACGUACACCAGCGCCACCUUCACAGUCCAUGCCGACAACUUCGUCGCCCGUAACAUCGCCUUCAAGAACACGUUCAACGGCGGCUACCCGGCGGUGGCGAUGCUGGUCGACGGCGACAAGAGCGCGUUCUACGACUGCGCCUUCCACGGGUUCCAGGACACGCUCUGCGACCUCAUCGGCCGGCACUACUUCCACCACUGCCUCGUGGUGGGCGGCGUCGACUUCAUCUUCGGCUACGGCCAGUCCAUCUACGAGGGCUGCACCCUCGUGUCCAACAUGCCGGCGUCGUCCCAGCAGCCCGGGUGGGUGACGGCGCACGGCGGGGCCGGCGGCGGCAGGAACGCGGCGCUCGUGUUCAAGGGCGGCAUGAUCACGGGCUCCGGUCGCCAGUACCUCGGCCGCGCGUGGAACGAGCACGCCACCGUCGUGUUCUACCAGGUCACAGGUGACGUUUGCGGAGGUCGGAUGCAGUGGCCCGGGUUCGGGCACGGCGGGAAGAGUGACAUGGGAGAAGCACAUGAGCUACGCAGAGGUGCAGAGGGCGAGGACGAAGCCGAGGGCGGCGAGGACGAAGAUGAAGACGAGGACCAGGACGACGAGCAGGACGAUGACGACGACGAUGAGGAUGAUGACGACGACGACGACGACGACGACGAGGACGACCAGGAUCACGACGAGCACCGCGCGUACCGGGACUGCUGCCGGUGGCUGAAGGAGGUGGAGCCCGGGUGCGUGUGCGAGGCGCUGCUCCGCCUGCCCAUGUUCCUCGUCAAGCCGCAGCACAAGUACACCAUCCGCGUCGGCAAGUCCUGCGAGGUCACCUACCGGUGUGGCGGCCGGUAACCCCGCACGCGCGAGGAGGAGGAUGAACCAAGCUACAGCAGACUACUGGUUAUCUACAGCUACGUACGUACACCGAUCCUAUACUUCAGAAUGCUUGCCGUGUUACGAUACGACGGGUUUGCAUGCCGUCGGCGUUUUACCGCGUGCCCACGUACGGCCUCGUUUGGGCUAAGCAGGUGGUGCAUGCAUACGCUUAGCAGUUUUAUUUUAUGUGACAACACACUGUAUGUGUGUGUACCUAUAGAUAUGGUGUGUGUAUGUUGUGGGUUGUACUUGUACUCGAGCAUGAUGUUUGCAGACCAUGCAGAGCUCGGGUACUAUAUAUAGGCGCCGUACGAUAACGUAGAAAUAAGAAGAAUGUACCUGUAAGAUGUAACUGUGAUCGUACGUGCUGCUCUGUCCAUUUUAGGCGGUCUGCAAGAUAUGCAAUACAAAUGUCAUUCGUACGUA
This is a messenger RNA of Hordeum vulgare subsp. vulgare (domesticated barley), 1741 nucleotides long. Its product is annotated as probable pectinesterase 66. Bases 80 to 1291 code for a protein of 403 amino acids. The record is from RefSeq and is a predicted model, not a curated record. Gene Ontology annotation, molecular function: pectinesterase activity. Gene Ontology annotation, biological process: cell wall modification. The transcript has 5 exons. Lineage: Eukaryota; Viridiplantae; Streptophyta; Magnoliopsida; Poales; Poaceae.